GUGUAAACUGUAUGAUUAUUUCUGAUCUUUCGACGGAUAAUUUAGUGAAAGACUCAACCAGAACGAAUAUGAUUUUUCUCCUAAAGCGCCAUGUGUGCGAAUGAGAGAACAAUAGCGUUCCAGAUUCAAACGAUUCGAUACGAAGAAUGUCAAGUGAGACUGCACAUGGCAACAUUGACAACAAUCUUUGUUUUGAUUUGGUGAUUAAGUUGACUAUUUGAAUAUACACCGUAAAAAAUCCAAGUAUUUGUUAAUUAAAUAGAAAAAUGUCCGGCCAGCAGCACCCUAAACGUGAGCAUCAAGCACGAAUCGCGUUAAGAUAUAGACGAACUUCUAUGGACUCAAUGAAGACUGAAUUCCGCAAUAGGUUUCUUGCGCGACUUCGAACAACACGGAGCAAGAGUGUCGACCGUUUACGCAGUAUUGCUGAGAACUAUGAUACCGACAGGGAGUUCAAUUCACUUACUGAGCUUCGACGAGUGCUACUUACCGAGCAAAACCAAAAGAGCCUAGUAGGUUCUGAUGAUGUCAGUGAUUUGCUGAGUGAAGUUGAAGAAGAAUUGCGACAAGUCAGACUAGAAUAUGAAGCUGACACCUAUGCGGAACAAAGUAUUGAAGAGACUGAAGAUGUAGUGCAUCGAUUUCUGACAAAAUGCGAGAUUUGUCUGAAUUUAUCCGUAGUGCCCAUUUGCUCCAAGUGUAAUUCCCAGUUAAGUUUCGAUAUGAACUAAAAUGCAGAUAUUGAUUGAAAAAAGAGCUUAUUAGUCUAUAUUCUUCUAUGUGUUUUAUGCAUAUUUCUUCCAAAUUUUUCAAAUUAAACUGUUUCCUUACUCAGCCUAUGAAGGCUUUCCUAGCCGGUGAAAGUAGCGAUUGAAAACUUUUCCGCGCUUAGUCGUGGAUCAUUGAAAUUACAUCUGAAGGGAAAUAAAUCAUCAAAAGCGAUGAGCAAAAAUUCAAUGAUCUUUACCUCCGGGAGCAAUUCCAUUGAACCACGGCUUAUAAGCGCAUAUAACUUCAGUCGAUAAUUUCCUGUUUUUUUUUACUUUUUUACUAAAUCAACCUCGCUUUCUUUAAUUUUCAAUGUUUGUUUCCGAAAUUCAGUUCCUAUGAACGUCUUCUUUCGACGGGCCUGAUAAUGGUGGUUGCUCAACAUUGGAAUCAUAUUUUGUCAUAACAUUAAAAUAAUAUCUUCAUUGUAGCCCCUUUUCGGGUUACUACUACAUGGUAAUUAUCCCUCUCACUGUUGAGGCAAGUCAACUAGUUUACCGCUUAUUUAAUUUUCUUCAUUUAGACUGAUUCUUUGUGUUCAAGAGGCAAAAUCUGCUUUUUAAUAUUAUGUAUUAAUUUCGUUGAUUGAUCGACGUUUUUUCCGAAAUAUGAGAGAUCUAAACUUAAUGAUUUGAAGCAUAGGGCAAAACGCUUAAGUUUUAGUUGUAUAUAUUUUUUACUUUUGGCAAUUCUUCAACAACUUAUAUUUAAACGGGAAUAAUUGUGGAACUAAAUAAGCAACAAUUAGCUAUAAUUGCUUUAAACAUAAUGUUAUAAUUGGCGGCUCAAGUAACUUAAAUCGGUUGGAUUACCAAAAAUGGGUCUAUACAUAUAUAUACAUAGCAUUCACAAAACACUGACAGAGUAAACGUUGAACGAAUGAACUCCAACACCAAUAAAAUAUUGACUUUUUAAACAAGAGUAAUUGCUUCCUGGCCAUCUUCGGCCGAAAUUUGUUGUCGAUUUUCUAUAAAAACUUUCUAUACUGUUUUACAACCAUGGUUUGUCUGAAUUGGCAAUUUCAUAUUCAAUUCAGGAACAAAAUAAGAAUAAACGCAAAGUUUUUAGAUUAAUAGUUACAGACAAAAAUGUGAUUCAUUUGAAUGACUAAUGCCACUUUUAGAAAUGCUGUUAAUUUAGUUAAAUUCAAAUAAUUUAACGUAAUGUAUAAUCACCAUUCGCUCUCCCUCUGUUUAUAAUAAAAAUACCAUGAAUUAUGUGCCAUAAUCAAGGAAAUCCUAUAUUAUCUGUACCCCGUAAAAUUGUUCAUCUGAACAAUGCAAAACGCAUUCAGAAAAUAGCGAUUACUUUGCCCAAAUGAACAAUUUUUACAGGAUCUUUUCCCCUGUUCGUCAUUUGAUGUGAAACAACUAUUACAUGUAUAAAUAUAAUAUAAAUAUGGAAGGGUAUUUUUUACCAACUAUGUUUCAUGAUACAGAAGAGCUAAAUCAGUAUUUUUACACAUUCCUGACGUCAGUACCUGCAAUGUGGCAUACAGGGUGCAUAACAUGCAUUGAUUAGACUGGUUUUAAAGGGUUGAGAGUUUAUGAAGUAAAUAUUAAGUGUUGUGAUACCCAUGAUUAUUUUCCUUUGUUACAAUGUUUAUAAUAAACUUUUUAAAAUUC
Molecule: messenger RNA, 2393 nt
Organism: Dendroctonus ponderosae (mountain pine beetle)
Lineage: Eukaryota; Metazoa; Arthropoda; Insecta; Coleoptera; Curculionidae
Exons: 3
Coding region: 267-731 (154 amino acids)
Source: RefSeq, a predicted model, not a curated record